AUGGUACUCUUCAAACGUAAGCCGGUUCGAUUCCUACCACCGGCGGAAAUUCUAGACGAGAAUGCAGAGGUGUGGCAUAUUCCCCAAACAGGGGAGAUAUUUACGAACUAUGAGGACUAUCUAAGUCGGAUGGACUUUUACAAGCAGCGUCGAUUCAAUGACCAAAUAACCGGUCAUUCUGGCCUCACUUUCUUCGAGGCUUUCAACAGCGAGCUUACCGGUGGACGCGAAGUCGAGGCUUCGUUUCCCGAGGCACUCAAAGGCCCAAUACUCCGCAAAGUCCAAUUUCAAACCAUUUCGCGGCUGGAUAACCUUGUCGACAUGAUCUACGACGAAUUUAAACACGACUACUUCCCUGGUGAGGAGGUAACGGUUACACUCGAUGGAGGGGAUAGAAUUCAUGGCCUGGUUAGAGAUAAGACAACCUUUGGGCCACGAAUAUUACCCGAUGGAUCCCGGACUUUGCCAGUCACGCGCUACCUCGUCAACAUCAAGGAUACCGGCAAGGAAACAAUCAUGACCGAUGAGCACAUUUGCCGCGAUCGCGGGAUCUUUACGAAAGCUAUGCUAAGAUCGUUCAUUAAAAAGACAGUUAUGAGAGAAGCGUGGACGGGAGCGCCUUGGUUGGUCAAGCACGACUACGCCGACAUGUAUCACAUUGACACCAGAGUCCCUCCUCAUCUUCGACACGAUACGAAGCUCUUAGAGCGGAAACAACUCCAAGCUCAAAAACGAGGUAUUACGACUGAAGUAAAUGGACAACCGAAUAACGGACCAAUGCGUCUACCCGAAUUGAAACCGGCCACAAAAACUCAAAAGGGAAAGCAAGGUCAAGCCGGUGUCAAGGGACCGAAAUGGCCGCUUGGCGAGUCUAUCAAUGGCGUCAAUGGGUCAAUACAGCAUGAUCAGCAACCAAGAGUACCUGUCCGAGAACCCACUCCGCCGCCUCCUCCGCCCCCUACGAAGUACCCUAUCGAGGAUCUGGCACUACCGCCUAAAGAGGGCAGCGCUCGCCCGCGUCUCAAAUUUAUGUGUCAUGAUCCGCCAGUCAAGAUUGAGCCCGAGAUUGACGAAUCCCAACCCAUCUUUGACAAAAUCGACAUGGCCGCGGUCGGUGCCUUUCUGGAAACGUGGGACACGUUAAACGUUUAUUGCGAGAUCUUUCAGCUUGACUCGUUCACCUUUGACGACUUCAUCGAAACCAUGUCAGUAGCUUCCGGGGAUAUCCAGGUCCAAUUAUUUGACGAGAUUCACUGCUCCGUGCUGAAAAUACUUGUCGACUCGGAGCGCGAAGGGGGUAAAGUUCGCAUAAAUCUACCGGAGCUAGAAGAUGAGUACAGCGAUGAGGAUGAUGACGAGGACGAGGACGAUGAUGCAGAAGACGAAGAGGAAGAGGAGGCAACGCCUGAACCUGAGGAGAAGCCCAAAGGCCGUGCCACCCGCAGCAGCCUUGCCAAGCUUGAGGCCGAAAGGUUAGCGGCAGAAGCGGCAGCCGCCGAGAAGGAGGAAAUUCGGGCGGAACAAGAAUCCCGUAACCGAGCAGAAGAGAUGAUGAGAGAGUUUGACUGGAUAGAUCAUCUUCGAAAGCGCGACUUCUCCAAUGGCGGGUGGGAGAGAAUUAUGGUUGGCCUAUUGCAUCAACUAUCGAAAGAUCAUCGCUAUAAGGAACCCUGCGAAGAACUGCUCGAACAGCUGGUACCCGCUGACGCAGAACCCACACAGGACGUUGUCCGGCAAAGUUAUGCGGAACUCGAUGUCAACUAUCGGGUAAAGGCUUUGCAGAUAAUAUGUCUCCUUACGAUGCAGACCAAGGCUGUCCGAGGCUACAUGGAAGACUGUAGCGAAACUAUGACCAAAUACCGAAAGGACAGGAUCGAAUGGCAACGGCAGAAGAAGCAAGCUAUCGAGGACGUCCGCGUGCUGCACGAGCAAAGAAGAGAGCUUAUCCCUGACCCAGAUCCAUCCGAGGAGCCUGAUGAUAAGGCUGUAAAGGUUGAAGAGGAUGUCAAGAUGGCCGAUGUUGAUGAAUCGCAGCUCGAAAAAGAGGAAGUUGGCAACGGCAACGAUGAGGAGCUCGGUCAGGCUAAAGGCAAACGAAGGGGUCGUGUGCCUGGGGACAAGAAGAAAAAGAAGGAGGCUGAAUCCGAAAACCAGAAGAAGGAAAAGACGAAAGAGAAUGAGAAAGAGAAAGAGAAGGUGGCCGAAAAGGACAAGCCGAAGAAAGAGGCUGUCAAGCUGACUCCUCAACAACAGAAACAGUACAACAAGAUUCUCAAAGAGAUCCAGAAGAAGGAGGACAUUAUCAAAGAAUGCGAAGAGGAGGUUGCCGUUAUCGAAAACGAUCUGCGCGAAGCCGACUGCCCCCGUACGAGAGUGCUGGGUAAGGAUCGGUUCUGGAAUCGAUACUACUGGUUUGAAAGAAACGGUAUGCCUUAUGGCGGACUCCCGACGAGCUCAACAGCUUACUCGGAAUACGCCAACGGAUGCAUCUGGGUUCAGGGACCAGAUGAUAUGGAGCGUGAGGGGUACAUUGAUGGGCCUGCGGAAUUGCAAAAUGAGUACAAGGCCAAGUUCAAGAUGACGGUAGCGGAGCGCAAAGCCAAGGAAGAAAAUGGGACCAGCGUCUUCACUGCCAGGCAAUGGGGCUACAUCUCAGAGCCCGAGGAUCUGAAUGCGCUGAUCAAGUGGCUGGAUCCUCGGGGCUUCAACGAGUUGAAGCUGCGAAAAGAGCUUGUCAACUACAAGGAAAAGAUCGCCAGACACAUGGAAAACAGAAAGAAGUACCUGGAGAGCGACAAGGACAAGACUAAGAAGGAUGAGGGUGUGGCGAAACGCAGCAGCUCACGUAUCCGGGAGAAGACGCCUGAGCCGCCAAGCUACCGGUGCUUACAGUGGGAAAACACAAUGGCGCUUGAAGAGCUGGGUCAUCUUCAUUCAGACCCUCCGCCGCCACCUAGAGCUCGGAAACAAAGCAAAAAGAGAGAGGCGCAAACUGAGGCGACUGGUCGAGGUGCUGCCAAAACACGACGGCGAGGUUGA
Molecule: messenger RNA, 3039 nt
Organism: Pochonia chlamydosporia 170
Lineage: Eukaryota; Fungi; Ascomycota; Sordariomycetes; Hypocreales; Clavicipitaceae
Product: DDT domain protein
Exons: 7
Coding region: 1-3039 (1012 amino acids)
Source: RefSeq, a predicted model, not a curated record